AUGAUGUUCUCGAGUGACAUACUUGGAUCGAUAUCAUUGAAUUUCUUAGAGAAAAUUUUACAUGCGGCAUCGUUAUUUAAUUCAUCUGAAUGCUAUAAACCUGAUGAUGAAAAUGCUCAGCGAACUAAGACAUCCUCUGAAGAUGUGUUUAGUGUUGGCGAUGAUGAACAUGCAGAUAAAUAUUUUAGGGAUAUUGAUCUGUUCUUGGAAUACUGCAAAGUACUAGAAAAAAACAAAGAAGUUGUUUCAAAUAAUGAUAUUGACAGUUAUUUAAACCCUUGUGAAUCUUCUGUCUCGGAAAAAAUGGCAUGUAGUGGAGUUAUUUUUCUUCUGAAGAACCCUAAAUUACCAGAGACUAAUGAAAAGCACACAAAGAUAAUUGCAAGAUUUAUUUUUUCUGCACCGGUUAAAUAUCAUUCAAAGUUAGCAGGCGUAUUCUGUAUUGCCCUGGUGUCUCCUAUUCGGAUUUUGGAUCAUACUAUAGCUAUAAUCUUUGAUUCCCUGUACCAAUGUCAUAGCAGUAAUCCCCAGCAGUUGCAAGAUAUUAUCUCCAGUUGUAUCAGCUUGAUGUUAGCUCAAAUGCACUCUCCGAGUGAUUUUGUUCAACUGUUUCAAUUCUUCCUCAAAUGUACCUCCAUGGUCUCUGGUUUUCGUGGAUCUCUGUGGAUCAGUUGUAUUCUGUUCAAAGCCAUCAGCGACGGAACCUUUGACAAAUCGCUGAUAGAGCAACUAAUCGACGAAACAAUCUCUUUUAUACGCACUCAAAGUGAAUUCGCAUAUGAAUUACAUGUGGUUUUGGCAGUUCUAUUCAUUCUUGCAGUACGCUUCAACCUAUUCAAAACAAUUUCGGCAAAUUCGCUAGAAUCGAUAUUAUCACACUUUAAUGGUGUUCGUAUGCGUUGGAAUGAGAUUGGAAUAUUUCUACGGUAUUUUUAUGCUCAUUAUCUUGGUGUUCUAUAUAAUCACGUCUGUGGCUUUGCAACGGAGUAUGAAGAACGGCUCCUCAUCAAUUUGUUGGACUUACUUUCCUUUAGAUUAAAUAUAUUUAUUUUAUCGUCGUUUACAAAGAUAGUGAAUAUUUUGUUCGAGCCUUUGACUUAUGAAAAAGCUUUUGAACUAUCUCCUUUGUGGUUAGAGAUAAUGGACAUGUUUUAUGAAACGCCUCACAAAUAUGAGGGUGCAUACUCAGCCUCCAAAGCGGUGACAAUCAUUGCACCUUAUCGCGGCCUUAGAAACCCAUCGACUAUAUGCUAUGGAAACUCUACUAUACAAAUGUUGUCGAAAAUUCCACUUUUCCGCCAACACUUCGAUAGGCAUUGUAAAAGUGGUGAAACGUGUGGAGAUUUGCAUAAGGAACUUAAGGAAGUAUUUGAUUCCCUUGACACUCCAUUGGACGAGAAAGAGGUGGACGCCUCCAGCUUUAUUCGUAAGUCGCGACCAACUUACUUUGAGGACGAUGCCCAUGAGGAUGCGCAAGAAUACCUCAACCAUCUACUUGAUCAAUUGCAAGUGGAGUCCACUUCCAAGACUUCUCCUGCAUCUCCUUCGUACAUCGCAGAUACUUUCAUUGGGUGCCAAAGUCGUGUCUCCAAUUGUGCCACUUGCCGUUGGGAAAUUGACAAACGAGAAGAAACCUUCACAACUCUAAUGCUCUCUCUCGAGGUAAGCACUACACCUCUAAAUGGUGGUACUGUAUCCUUUCUUUCAACUUGUGAAUAG
This is a messenger RNA of Rodentolepis nana, 1719 nucleotides long. NCBI's taxonomy places the organism in Eukaryota, Metazoa, Platyhelminthes, Cestoda, Cyclophyllidea, Hymenolepididae. The record is from the annotation of a GenBank genome assembly.